Messenger RNA from Daphnia magna, 3392 nucleotides. RefSeq names its product ETS-like protein pointed. The coding region runs from base 1724 to 2929 and encodes 401 amino acids. Gene Ontology annotation, cellular component: nucleus. Gene Ontology annotation, molecular function: DNA-binding transcription factor activity, RNA polymerase II-specific; sequence-specific DNA binding. Lineage: Eukaryota; Metazoa; Arthropoda; Branchiopoda; Diplostraca; Daphniidae. Gene Ontology annotation, biological process: cell differentiation; regulation of transcription by RNA polymerase II. The record is from RefSeq and is a predicted model, not a curated record. The transcript has 6 exons.
AAUCAAUCGAGCGAAUCACCAGCAGCGUCGUCCUUGCUGCCCAGCAUUUUUUUUUUUUCGUCAUUCGUGCUGGCCGAGUAUUUUCAUCGGCGAUGAUUGGAUUUAUAGUUGCGACUCUUAUAGUUAAUAAGUUUAGCAAUAGAUGGCUGUUUUUUUACAUAUCAAGAGAAUUGUGUCGCAAUUUUCAAACAAGCCCUUCCGCAUUUGGAAUUUUUGUGUGUAUGUUCAAAUCCCAUUUUCGCUUUUGAUUUCAUUUUCUUGCAACAUCGACGACUUUACUUAUUUUUUAAAAUAGUCGGUUGAUUCAAUCUUUGUCCUUGCUUGAAUAUUCACAACGACUUUCAUCACCUUUAUUCAAUCAGCGAGCGCUGAUUGAAUCAAGAGGUUCACUCAAUUGGCGACUGUAAUUGGAUCGCUCAAUCACGUCAUGUCCCAAUCCCGGCGCUUGCGAAGAACAGCGUCUUCUUUGAUUUCACGUUUUGUUUCUUUUCUGCUCAUUUUGUUUUUCAACAUUUCGUUCGUAGAAAGAAAGAGAGACAUUCAUUCGAUUCAAGUUGGUAUCACACGAAAAGAAAAGCAUUUAGGCCUACAAGUCUCGUUAUUAUGCGCUGGAAAGAUGGCUUGUAAAUCAUUCAAUCAAAGUGCAGUUUUUUAACUUAAUGGUGGCUCUGUCACUGAAAUGGUCGACUGAUUGAUAAAAGUGGCCCCUCUCAUCGUCUCACGAAGUUAUGAUGUCCUCGACUCUGUUUCAAAACGGGCCAGUCUGUUAUUUGUUUUCUUCCAUACAAUAAUUGCUGGCCGUUUGAAACCGUUACAGCUGAAACUCUUCUUUAAACUGUGCUGCAUAACUUCGAUCUAAAACUGAACCCCAUUCCAAUAGUUCUUAAAACGAAACGAAAGAAAAAUAGCGAAAAGAAAAGGAAUUUGCUUUUCAUUUCGUAGCCUAUAACAUAGUGGUUAGACGGCCACCUUAUCGCUGUGGACCAGUAAUGUUUCUGUUUCUUGGGGAGAACAAACAACAAAAAACAAAACAAAAACAAAAUCUUCCAAUAAACAAAGCGUCACUUCUUUUCGAGGAGCAACAACAACUUAAGAAAAAAAAAAAAACGAAAAAUAGGAAUGAGAUCAACUCAAUCUAGCCACAGUGUUUUAGCGAUUGCGUCGAUGUUGGAGGCGAACGUUUGCUCUAACUAAAGAAAAAAAAGAAGAAGAAAAAUAACGACUGUUAUUGUUGAGAUGUGUGGGUCUCUUGUCACCGCUUUGCUACCAACAACAACCACCACCGCACCACUAGUGGAAAAACUGCGGUUUCCGUUCUAUGCUGAUAACUAACUGCUUCACUAUUGGAAGUUGAUCAUCUCCCUCUUUUCUCGCCAACCCAAACGCGUUCGAAAAACUGGCUCUCCAAAAAAGUUGGAGCUCGUUACUAAACAAGUUCUUAUUUUUCUGGCACAUUUUUUGUAUUUGACUUUCUUCAGUCACGCUGUGUCGUCCAUGUUCGAUGAGUUGCGUUUUCACAAACGAUAUAUAGCCCCACACUGAUUUGGUUUCUGUUUGAAAGUUGGGGCUCGGUCAGUUGCGUGUGCCAAUUGUGUAUGGCUCUUUUCGGUUUGCACCGGUUGACGUCCAGUUAUCACCUUGUUGAGAUUCACCACUUGUCGUUUCAUUUGGAAAAGAUAUACCGGCCCAGGUGCCACCACUGACACCGGGUACCAACAAGAAGAUGACAGAGGCUCUCAAAGCCUCGUUUGCUUCGUGGGAGAAGGAACAGGAGCGUCUGAGCAUCCCCAAAGAUCCUCGAUUGUGGUCGGAGAGUGACGUCUCGCGCUGGCUCAACUGGGCCAUCAAAGAAUUCUCGCUGGAAGGUGUGGUGCUGCAGCACUUUCGCAUGCGAGGCCGCGACAUGUGCGCCAUGGGCAAGGAGAACUUUCUGGCCCGAACGCCUCCCUUCAUGGGCGACAUCCUCUGGGAGCAUCUCGAGAUUCUACAGAAAGACGUGGAACGUGCAGCGCUCGGCAGUGUACCAGCCAAUUUUUAUGAAUCCAUUUGCGUUCCAGUGCCGGAUUUGAGAGACUUUUUGGCCGGCAGUAGUGCCAAUAAUAACACGGGCAGUAGCAAUAAUAACAAUAACAACAACAGCAACAGAGGAGGAUUUUCUCCGCCACCUCCGCCGGCCGUUUCAUCCUCAUCCGGUGGCGUUUCAAAUUCACCGUCCAACGCCUCGACGCCGGCCGGUUCGUCUUCGACGACGGCACAGCCACCUGCUGGAUCGGCCGGUGCGCAGGUGACUGGAUCGUCUCCCCUUUCAGUUAUCGGCUCAUCCAUCCAGCCAGUGUCUCCGCCUACACCGCCCACGCCUCCGGCACUCAAAAUGAUGUCGCCCAUCUCUCAACAGCAACAACAACAGCAACUCAACAACGUCCUGUCUUCGAUGAAUCCAUCCAGAUUGGCCGUUUCAUCCACUUCCAACGGUGUCACAUCCUACCUAGAAGGUAGCAUUGGCCAUCAAAAUGCAGUCGAGAUGGAUCGUGGCGCAUUGAAUUGUGUUUCACUAUUUUCGAUAGAACUUGAUUCACUGUAUAAUACGAUGGGAGUUCUCUUUCUUUCUUAUACCGUUCUGUGUCUAGUCGUCUACCAUCUUCUUCUUCCUUUUUUCUUUUAUUUUUUGGUCCAUUGUCCCGCGCCGAAUUCAAACCUACGAUGCCUAUUGUUGUCAUUCGAAUUCCCAUCGAGCGGUACAGAACGUCGAGCCUGGCCUUCUUCGCUCGGCUGCCGAGCACCUCAUUUUCCCUCCUCUUAUUUGAAUCGAGUCAUUCUUUUCUUUAUGAAUGCAAAGGGAUUUCGUUUUUUCUUUCUUUCUUUCUUUCGUCUUCUUUGGGGAGGGUGGGGAAGGCGCAGUUGUUGGUGUGCGUGUGUCAAUUCUGAGUAGACCUCAUUGAUCAAUAAUCGUCGGCCCGAGCUCACUGUACACGCACCUAUUCAUUCGACUUUGUGUGUGAUUGUGGACCCCCAGACUGUUCUCCGAUAUGAAACCUCCUCCCUCUUCCGGCGACUGAUUUUUACCAUUCUUUUUUUUUUGUGUGUGUUGUUGUUGUAUACAUUCAUACUAUCAUUCAUGUUAUCAUCGUUCAACUCGAACUCCAUUUUUUAUUUGAUUUUUUUCAAUUCGAAAGUUUCACGCAUGGCAAACUUUGUUUGCCCUUAUCAAAACAAAACAAAAAAUGGAUUUCAACCAAAUUUGAUGUACGGUUAUGACGACGUCGAAAGAAAACGAUUCAUCUCAUUUCAUUUUCUCCAAUCAAUUGACUACCACGGAUUAAGAGAUUUUCGGAUUCAAAUUAAAACACAUCAAUCAAAAAUAAACGUUCCUUUUCUCUUCGAAAUUUGUGCAG